AUGCCGUCAAUCGUGGGGGUGGUUUUUUGCGUGGCAUCUGCAGUGACCUACAGUUAUGCCGCAGCAGUUUCCUCCUCAAAAUCUGUCAGUAUCUCGGUAAAUUCAGCUGUCAAAUUCCAAGAAUUGGAUGGAUUCGGCGUCUCGCAGGCUUUUCAACGAGCAGAAGAUAUCUUCGGCAAAGAGGGGCUUACCAGCGAAAACACCAAGCAUGUUCUCGAUCUUCUUUUUAGCAUCGAGAAAGGAGCCGGGUUCUCGAUACUGCGCAACGGCAUCGGCUCCAGCAAUAGCUCACAAAGCAACUUCAUGAAUUCCAUCGAGCCUUCAAGUCCUGGUCUACCGGGCGCGAAGCCUCACUAUGUCUGGGAUCGCAAUGAUAGUGGUCAGUUUCCCCUAGCCCAGGAGGCGUAUGACCGUGGACUUGCUCGACUAUAUGGUAAUGCAUGGUCGGCACCCGGAUAUAUGAAGACAAACGGCGACGAGAACAAUGGCGGCUACCUGUGCGGAGUGACCAAUACUUCCUGUCCGUCUGGCAAUUGGAUGCAGGCAUAUGCCGACUACCUUGUUCAGUGGGCAAGAUUCUAUAAACAGUCUGGGGUGAAAGUGACAAACAUCGGUUUCCUGAAUGAACCCGAGUUCGCCGCCUCAUAUGCUGGGAUGCUGUCCGAUGGCACUCAGGCGGCGGAGUUCAUCCGUAUUCUCGCAAAGACAAUCAAGGGAUCAGGCAUGGAUCUGGAAAUCAACUGCUGCGAUGGAAUUGGAUGGGAGGAACAAGAGCAGAUGAUGGCUGGUCUCCAAGCCGGCCCUGAUCCUGCAGAGAAUUAUCUCAGUGUUGUGACUGGACAUGGAUACAACUCCGUGCCAAAUUUCCCACUGUCGACGAAGAAAAAGACAUGGGUAACCGAGUGGGCUGAUCUCUCGGGUGGCUUUACUCCUUACACAUUCUUCAGCACUGGUGCGACCGGAGAAGGAAUGACAUGGGCGCGCAACAUCCAGGUUGCGCUUCUGGAUGCAAAUGUUAGCGGAUUCUUCUAUUGGAUUGGCGCUGAGAAUUCAACUACUGACAGCGGUCUAAUCAAUCUCAUUGGGGACAAGGUCAUUCCGAGCAAGCGAUUCUGGGCAUUCGCACAGUUUAGUCGGUUUGCUCGACCGGGUGCUCGUCGCAUUGAGAGUAUCAGCUCUGCACCGUUAGUCUAUGUCAGCUCAUUUCUCAACAAGGAUGGGAGUGUUGUUAGUCAGGUCAUCAACAACGCCACCGAAGCAUAUGAUAUCAGUCUGAGGGUUCACUCCUCAUCGAAAAUUAAAGAUGCUCGGCCUUAUGUGACGGACAACGCAAACGACCUGACAGCCCUGGCGCCCCUUCGUGUCGCAAGCGAUGGCAUCUUCAGGACAACAGUUCCGGCACACUCGUUGGUGAGCUUUGUUUGCUCAUAG
Messenger RNA from Penicillium nucicola, 1431 nucleotides. RefSeq lists its product as uncharacterized. Gene Ontology annotation, molecular function: glucosylceramidase activity. The transcript has a single exon. The record is from RefSeq and is a predicted model, not a curated record. Gene Ontology annotation, biological process: sphingolipid metabolic process. Lineage: Eukaryota; Fungi; Ascomycota; Eurotiomycetes; Eurotiales; Aspergillaceae. Bases 1 to 1431 code for a protein of 476 amino acids.